GAGGCAGCCUUUGAGUUCAGUCCGGAGCCAGAGGAGGGACGGAGUCCACCAACGACUGAACUUUUAAUGCAUGCGGGCCGAGUCGAGCCACCGUGUUGUCUGGGACUAUUUCUUUGUAGCUUUUAAAUGCAUCCUCCGCGUUGAUUUGGCUUCACCGCUGCUCGUCUGUGUUGUUCAAUAGCUGAUCAGUUUUUGUCCUGGAAAGAGAAAAGAAAGCAAGCAAUCAAGCUGUUGUCUCUUUUUAUUUGUCCGUGUGAGUCCAACACAGUAAGGAGAUCAGCGAAGCAAUUUGAGUGACUGACUGCAUGGAUCAGACUUAACAUGAAGAGCCUUAAAGCCAAGUUUAGAAAAACUGAUGUAAACGAGUGGAACAAAAACGACGAGCGCCUGCUUGCUGCCGUGGAGCAUGGCGAGGUGGACAAAGUUGUGUCCCUUCUCACUAAGAAAGGUGCCAAUGCUGCAAAGCUGGACGGCGAGGGGAAAUCGGCGCUUCAUGUAGCAGCUGCGCGCGGCCUGACAGAAUGCCUCGCCGUGAUGUUGGCUCACGGAGCUGACCUCUCGGUCACAGAUGCUGCUGGCUUUACUCCCUUACACCUGGCUGCCAAAAACAAUCACCUGGAAUGUUGCAGGAAGCUUAUUCAGAGUAAAUGUCCUGUUGAUCCAGUGGAUAGCUCAGGAAGAACUGCUCUGCAUCAUGCUGCUGCUGGUGGGAACGUCCAGAUUGUUCAGCUGCUGUGUGAACUCAAAACCCCCAUCAACCAAAAAGAUACAGACGACCUCACUCCCUUGAUGCUGUCAGCCAAACACGGCCAUCCCGAGGUGUGCAGCACUCUGAUAGACUGCGGUGCUGAAAUCAACACUCCUGACAACCAUGGCAGGACUGCUUUGAUGCUCGCGGCUGAAUCCAACGCGGUGGCUGCGGUGGAGGUUUUGGCUCAGAAAGGAGCAGACCUGUCCACUGUGGAUUCAGAGGGCCAUGAUGUUGUACACUAUACCAAGAUGUCGGGCAGCUCUGAAGCCCAGACUGGCCUCUUGGCUGCUCUGAACAGACAUCCACUUUUGGAUUCCAAGUCUCCAAGAAGUCCUCAGCAUGAUCAGGUAGCUAAGCUAAGUGAUGAGCGGAUCACAACUCCCAAAAAACGAAAAGCACCUCCACCUCCUAAUAGUCCACUGCAGAGUUCUGGACCCUCCUCUCCCUCUGCUGUUACUCCUAGCAGCACUCCUGCUCCCAACAAAGGUGACACUCCAAAGAGAUUUAACUACAAGGAGGACGAGUUUUCAGGAUUACCACUGAAAGAGGUCGAGAAGCUCCAUGAAGAGAGAAACAUGUUGCUGGAGACGAUCGAAGACCUGAAGCAGACGGUGGAGACGGUGACCGUUCCUCAACUGGAGGUCGAGCACACGGCGUCUGCAGCUCUGGUUUCUGCUCUGCAAGCCAGGAUUACUGCUCUUACUUUGGAAAACCAGGAGCUUGCAAACAAACUGAAGAGACUUCCGUCCCUACCAGGAAAUGAGCUGAACGAGGACAGUCGUCCGAACAGCAUGGCCUCCAUCUCCUCCUUCCAUUCCACACAGGACGAGUUUCAUUCACGGGCACAAGUGGCCUCUACGACCCAGGUGGAAGGGGGAGAGCAUCCCGUUAAACUACAGGAAGAGGGGGGUGAAGGCGGGAGCAAGGAGGAAGUCAGGAUUUUGAAACAAGCACUUGAAGGCCUUCAAAUAAAGCUGCUCGAAACCAAGAAGGAGUACUGCUUGCUUCAGGCUCGAUUGAACUCCGACAGACAGAGACAAAGAGGCGAGGAUGGAAGCGUUGGAGAGAAAAUAAGGGAGGAAGAGUUGAUGGAAAGUUUAGCAGAGCUGCAGGCGAAACUGACAGACACUCAAGAGAGAUACCAUCAAGCUCUGGAGGAAGUGGAGGAUCUGAAAGCACAGAUGGGAAGGGGAGAAGAAGAGUUCACAGGGAAACUGGAGGCCGAGAAACUGGAACAUGAGAUGAAACAACUGAAGGUGCGGCUCGUCCAGCUGGAGUCAGAAAAAGACGAAACGGCUCAGCGAAUCAGACCGAUGGAAGAAGCGCUGCAGAGGACGGAGGAGGAGAGGCGGACGGCAAAGGAGAAAGAACAGAGGACGGCGCAGAUCGAAGAGCUUUACAAGGAGGCACAAGAGGAAGUCAGAAUGCUCCAGGAGGCCCUGAAGGGAACGGUCCCCGUUGAAGCCGCAGCCAAAGACUUUGAGGAGAUGAAAGCUGAUUUAAAUGAGGUCAUUGCUGGGCAGCAGCAGCGCUUGCUGGAGCUGUCACACUCCUACAGCGAAACCAAAAGCCAGCUGGUUGCCGCUCAGAAAGAACUGGCCGAAGCCCGAGCCGAGAAACCCUCAGCCUCAGCCUCGGCCGCCUCUUCAGAGCAACAAGUCCAGAUGCUGAGCAGUAAAGUGGAGGAGCUGCAGACAUUGCUCGCCGAGACUGAGAGGAAGCUUUCUGCCGCUCAAGAGGACAUUGCGCGCCUGACACAGGAGGCCGAGGCUCAGACACAGAGCUCUGUGACCCUUACUGACCACACACAGGUCGUGUCGUCUCUGGGAAAUGCCAUCAAGGAGCUGGAAAGUGACUUGGAAACCCUCAGAGAGCAGCUGCAUCAAAAGACGACACAAGUGGAGGCUUUUCAAAAGAGGCUGAAUGCAGAGCAACACGUCACCUCGGAGGACGCAGUUCCCCGUCUGGAACACGAGACCAUGCGGGAGCAGCUGGAGGGUGAGGUGAACCAUCUGACACAGCUCCUUCAGGCAGCCUUAAGGAAGCAGGAUGAGAUGGCUCUGGAGGCGGCGGAUGCGUGGCAGAAGGCGCGAGAUAAUCGUGCAGAGCGGGAAGCUCUGCAGGAGCUCUUGAUGUCACGGGAGAAAGAGAACCAGACUCUGACCUCCAAACUCGCUGAGGCGCAGGAUGCUGUGUGUCAACUCAAGCAGCUGGUAGAAAAUCACGUGGCGUCGGAAAGAGAAAAGAACAAGAGGAUAGACGACUUGUCUCGUGAAGUAGGCAAACUAAAGGAAGCCCUGAACAGCCUGUCACAGCUCUCCUACACGUCCUGCUCCCCGUCCAAGAGGCAACAGCAAAACCAGCAGAUGGAGACGCUUCAGCAGCAACUAAAGCAGCUUCAGUACCAGCUAGCCGAAUCAAAGAAGCAGCAUGAUGAAAUAGUGUCGGUCUACAGGAUGCAUCUUCUCUAUGCGGUUCAGGGUCAGAUGGACGAGGACGUCCAGAAAGCUUUGAAGCAGAUACUGAAGAUGUGCAAGGUGCCAAGUCAAGUCAAGGAGGCCUGCUAAGAGUCGGCCGGGAGUCUCCACAAAAGCACAUUUAUUUUUAGACUGAAAACACAUUGUGCCUGUGUAUAAACCCAGAGUAUUUGCUUAUAAGGAGUCGGUUUACAAGUACGUGUUUAUUGCCUUUGCUAAGGUCAUUUUGAACCUUUAAAACCCUCUGCUCUACAUGCAUGAAAGUGCUGUCUGUUAAUGGAUGACUAGCCUGGGAAAGCCACAUGGGAAAGGAAAUCAGCCAGGUGUUAGUCUGUAAAGCAAUUCAGUGUAAAAAUAAAAUAUCCAACGAUU
Molecule: messenger RNA, 3600 nt
Organism: Poecilia reticulata (guppy)
Lineage: Eukaryota; Metazoa; Chordata; Actinopteri; Cyprinodontiformes; Poeciliidae
Gene: rai14
Product: retinoic acid induced 14
Molecular function (GO): actin binding
Source: RefSeq, a predicted model, not a curated record